Messenger RNA from Acipenser ruthenus (sterlet), 846 nucleotides. It is a transcript of the gene snorc, whose product is annotated as secondary ossification center associated regulator of chondrocyte maturation. The record is from RefSeq and is a predicted model, not a curated record. The transcript has 3 exons. Gene Ontology annotation, biological process: cartilage development. Lineage: Eukaryota; Metazoa; Chordata; Actinopteri; Acipenseriformes; Acipenseridae. Bases 154 to 516 code for a protein of 120 amino acids.
GUUGGGGUUGGUGGGUGAGCUGGUGAGCAGUCCUGAGGUGCUGACAAAGUGGCUAUUGUACAGCAGGUCUUCCUCUCGCUCUCUCUCCUGCUCUCCAUCUUUAACCCUUGUGGACGAGGCUCUGAUAUUGCCCGCUGACUCUCCUCUGGAAGGAUGGCUCCUCAUGGCUCUCCAAGGAUCUUCCUCCUCCUCCUCCUUACUUUCCUGGGGUCUCUGCUGGCUGCUGCACGAUCAGAGAGCCCAGCAGGCCACGCCCCCACACCUCAGAGUGACAGCCUGGACACCUCCUCGGGAGGAGGGGCCUAUGAAAUCACCAUGAGGGGCACGUUCCAUGAGCUGACGCACGCUCCCUUCACUGCAGAGUAUGAGGACACCACCCACUCACAGCCAGUGGACAGGGAGGCGGGCUCCCUGGGUCCCGGCGCCAUUGCUGCCAUCGUCAUUGCUGUAAUCCUGGGGGCCUCAGUCCUCAUGGCGUUGAUUGUCAUCACUGUGAAGAAAUUCACAAGCUCGUAGGUAGAGCCAGCACCUGCUCCCCCUGUCUCCCUCAGUGGCUCUCUCUCUCUUUAGAACCUCUUUAGUAGGACUGGACAAAGAAUUAGAAGCACGUGCCAUAACACUGUCAAUGGGGUCAAAUUGUGAACUGCCAGGAAAUCUGGUCAUGUGACCCCACAAAAAAAAAAAAAAAUAUUCCUAGCACCUUCGUAAAUGCUGUUAGUAUAGUUUUUCGGCUUGCUCUAUAUUACUGUAUGUGGCAUCUAUUCAGCAUCUAUAUACACUUGAUCCAGUCUUUGUUGUGUUUUUACAAUCCAAUCUGCAACUGGACAAUAUAUGAUUCCCAUUUAA